Messenger RNA from Gadus morhua (Atlantic cod), 1394 nucleotides. RefSeq names its product ankyrin repeat and SOCS box protein 9. The transcript has 7 exons. The coding region runs from base 317 to 1225 and encodes 302 amino acids. Gene Ontology annotation, biological process: intracellular signal transduction; protein ubiquitination; positive regulation of protein catabolic process. The record is from RefSeq and is a predicted model, not a curated record. NCBI's taxonomy places the organism in Eukaryota, Metazoa, Chordata, Actinopteri, Gadiformes, Gadidae. Gene Ontology annotation, molecular function: protein binding.
AGACCUGUAGAACAGGAACCAGCCGCCCUGCCACGGUCUGCCGCCCCGGCCGGCGCACUGAGAGCACUUCCUGGCUGGCAGACCGGGGAAGGAAGUGACAUCAGAAGGUCUGCUCCCACCUUCCACUAGGAACACCACACACACAGACACACACAGAGGCACACACAGACACACACAGACGCACACACGUAUACAGACACAGACAAACAUACCACACACACACACACACACACACACACACACACACACACACACACACACACACACACACACACACACACACCAGAGCGUGUAGGUGGAGGGUCUUGGAGCGGUCAUGUCAGGGGGGAGCUGGGACCAGGAACAUGGUGCUUAUCAGCGACCUGGACCCUUGGUGUUCUUCUCCAACCCUCUGAUGAGCGACGGUGCGUCCGACUGGUCACCGGUCCACGAUGCGUCUUUCAACGGCCGUCCUGUCGCUCUGCAGACGCUGCUCAGCCAAGGGGCGUGUGCUAACCUGGCCACGCUGGACCAGGUGUCGCCCCUCCUGGGGGCGUGUCAGCGGGGCCACGCCCUCUGCGCUCGCCUCCUGAUCCAGAACGGAGCUCAUGUGAACUCUGCCACGCUGGACGGAUCAACCCCCCUAUCAGAGGCCUGCGCUGGGGGUCACCUGACCUGCGUGUCACUGCUCCUGCAGCACGGGGCCACGCCCCUGGGACAGGGUUGCCACGCCCCCUCCCCCAUACACAUAGCCGCCGCCAAAGGUCACCAGGAGUGCGUCUCCGUCCUGGUGGAGCACGGUGCUGACGUAGAUCUGCACCGGGACCUCUCAGGCACGCCCCUCUGCGCCGCCGUGGCCAAUCAGCACCUGAGUACCGUCAGGAGCCUGCUGCAGCAGGGCGCCAGUGUGAACAGCAGCCUGGACGGUGACUCCCCGCUGCACACGGCGGCCCGUCUGUCCAGCCCGGAGAUGGUGUCUGUCCUGAUGGAGCACGGGGCCGACUGCUCCGUCAGGAACCCACAGGGAAAACGGCCCGUUGACCUCGCGCCUCCCAAUAGCCUGGCGGAGAGGAUGCUGGGAAAAUCAAGAGGAGUGCCGUGUCUAAAGCAGUUAUGUCGGCUAAGCAUCAGGAGGUUCCUGGACAAGGAGAGAAUGGGUGCUAUUUGCGGACUAGACAUACCAGUAGAGUUGAGAGACUAUCUUCUGUACCGGACAGCCCCCCCCCCGGUCUGCCGGAGAGUGUGAGUCUGUCUGGCACUCAGCCGGCUCUCUCAGCGUCACCCGUUCAUGGAGUUCUGCGUGUGGCCACUAGGGGGCGAACUUGAGUCGCUGUAAACCGCCUGAUUGUUGGUGGCUAUAACGGUAGCAAUAUUUUUUCACAAUUGUAAUAAACUUCUGUGUGGACAAAAGGUUA